CGCCUUCUGGAUAAGCAUGUUGCCCGAUUCUGGUGGGGAAUAAGUGACAACCAUUCGAAAGUUCGGUAGAUGUCCUGGAGGGACAUGUGCCGGAGUAAGCAUGGUGGGGGGAUGGGAUUUCGACGUUUUGAACAUUUUAAUCAGGCCCUCCUGGCUAAAAUUGGGUGGCGCAUCCUUAGUGAGUCCCAGUCGCUUCUUGCCCAAGUUUACAAAGGGAAGUAUUUCCCGCAUGGACACUUCCUAAAUGCUAAGGCUCGAUCUCGUCCCUCGUGGGGAUGGCAAAGCAUCCUGUUUGGGCGGCGGCUGUUAAAGAUGGGCUUACAAUGGAAAAUUGGGAAUGGUCGUGCACCGUCCAUGCUUCACUCCACUCGGGUUCCCCAAAACUAGUUUAUGCCUCUCUGGUAUAACCCGCGGAUUCUGCCAGCGGGGGGAGACCCUCCGGUUGCUGAGUUGAUUUGUCAAGGGGAGGGUCGCUGGUGUGACCUCAAACUUAGCCAAUGGUUUGACCCUGCUACUUGUCGUAAUAUUAAGGCUAUUCCUCUUCCGCUGGCAAAUGUGGAGGAUAGGCUCAUCUGGCAUGAUACGGCUAACGGUGACUUUUCGGUUAAAUUUGCGUACCACUUGGUUGUCACCCUAGAUAAGAGAAGGGGUCGGUGGAAAGCUAAGGUAGAUUGGAUGGAUCGUACCAGUUGGAUCCGCCUUUGGGAGGCUAAUAUACCGCCAAAAUUAAAGGUAUUUGUUUGGCAAGUCUUCAACAAGAUCCUCCCUACAACGGAAGUAUUAAUUGAGAGAAAGAUCCUGGUUCAUCCUCGCUGUCCGAUGUGCUGGGAGUGUGCGGAAAUUAUGGAACAUUUGUUCCUGGAUUGCCCGGUAGCCCGAUCCCUUUGGGGAGCAACUGGGCUGGAACAUCUAGGGGAGGGGUUGCCCGUCACAUAUUCCCUCUAUUUCUCAAAAAGUUAAUGGCGUUAAUCCAGCAACCUACUCUGUUUAUGGCUAUUGUGACCAUCCUCUGGCAAAUCUGGAGAUCUCGCAAUUAGGUGGUCUUUGAGGGUAAACAGUAUAGGGUCCCUACUUUGAUGCGCCAGUUUACGCAGCCGUAUGAGGAAUGGGUGCGACUCCCGGUAGAUAAGCCUUUCCAGGCCCCCGCCGCUGCAGACCACCAACCAGAUCAUGUAGGGUUGCCAGUGGUUAUCUGUGGAUGGGAUGGGGCUACCAGAAGGGGUUCGCAUUCAGCAGGAGGUGUGGUGCUUAUGACCCCUAAUCGAGAUAUCCUUAUGGCUACUGGGGUGCAGUUUCCGGUCAUUGAUGACCCUCUUGUGGUGGAAUUGCUUGUCCUGCGUGAGGCAGUCCUUUGGUGCAUGGGCCACAUAUUAUAUAACGUGGGGUUUGAAGGGGAUGCCAAGGUGGUCAUUGAUAAAAUCAAGCGGGUUGAUACAAGGGAUAGCAGGCUAGGUGCUAUACUAGAGGAGGUGCUACAUUAUUUUGCCUGCAAUCCUGGGUUUAGUGUUCGAUUUAUAGGUCGGCGUAGCAAUAGGCUAGCCCACAUGGUGGCUAGAAAGGCCCUCUCUUUGUACCCGACUAUGAGUCGUUAUUUUGAUUUUCAUGCCUGGUUGAUCUCCAAGGUGUAACUGUCUAUCUUUUUUUUAUCUAAUGCAAGAUUAUCUUUUGUAAAAAAAAAUGCAUAUAAUUGAAUAUUUAUUGUAAAUAUUAGGGGUGAAAAAUAAUUUAAAAGUGAGAAGAUACAAGUAGCAUUAUCUACACAAUAAAUAAAAGUCAUAUGAGAAAACUUGAAGCCCCAUUUCAAAUUUCCUACAUCCAGAGUGAAAGUAGGAAUGGUAGAUUCGUCUUCACAAUCACUUAUUAUUUUCUUAUUUACAGAAAAAAUACAUCAGUAAUGAGAUUUGAACCGUGGUCUCUUCAAACAAAGAUAAGAAACAUAACCAGUUACAAUAAACACAUUUGUGUGAUAUUUUUCAAAUAAAAACAUACAGAAGCAUAAAUAUGAAAAUAUAAGACUUUUCCACCACGGUUAGCAACCGAAAUGUCAUUGAUUCAAAUAUUGCAUAUAUUGAAUUGGACUCUUGAAUGUGUAGAAGCGAUGUAGAAUUCUUAACAUAGGCUUAAUUGUUAUAACUAUCAUAAAGUAACGAUAUUUUUAAACACAGAACUUUUGAGUGAAUAUGGGGGCACAUGUGUCUUUAAGAGAGGGGUAAAUAUGAAAAGGUUGAGUGAUGUUGGUUUGCCAAACGCGGAUGAAAAAGACACUACUAAUGUAAACGGGUCCAAAUAGUGCCCCGACCCACUAAACGCUCAACCAUCACCGUUUCUCCAAACUUCUCAUCAGACUCAACAACCGGCUAACCUUCUCUACCUCUAUUGUUAAGCCAGAGCAAUUUUUGGAGGGGUAAAUAUGAAAAGAUUGAGUGUUGUUGGUUUGCCUAACGCAAAUGGAAAAUGUGCUACUAAUGUAAACAUACCUAAAUAGUUUCCGACCCACUAUACACUCAACCACCAGGUUACUUUCGCUACACCUUGUAAAAGAGUGAAAUAGGAAAUGUGCUUCCCCCAUUACAAAAUCUCAGCAUCCAUAGCAAAAGUAGGAAGGGUAGAUUCGUCUUCACAAUCAUUUAUUAUUUUCUUAUUCACAGGAAAAAUACAUAAGUGAUUGGAUUUGAAUUUUGUCUCUUUGAGAAAAGACAAGAAACAUAAUCAGUUACACUAAACAAAUUUGUUUAAACUUUUUUAAAUUAAACAUACAGGAAGCUUAAAUCUGAAAAAUCAUUGGAAUUUUACUUAACAGUUAGCUAAGCCACUAACUCUCCCCUAAAUAUUUUUUUGGUAUUUGAUACUUCUAUUUUCAUACUUUGAUUAUUUUAAUUCGAGUUUAACAAUUAAUUAUAUCUCUCUUUAUCUUAUAAAAGGAGAAUAAUUUUCAAAUCGCAAAACUAAUGUCAUUGGUGCAAAUAUUGCACAUCAGACUUAAAUAAUAUAAUUACCAAAAAACAGCAAUAUUUUUGAACAUAGAAGUUUUGAGUUAAUAUGUGGCACAUGUGUCUUUAAGAGAGGGGUAAAUAUGGAAAGGUUAAGUGAUGUUGGUUUGUCGAAUGCGGAUUGAAAAGCCGCAACUAAUGUAAAUAGGUCUAAAUGGUGUCCCGACCUACGUACUGAACGAUCAACCAUCGUCGUCUCUCCAAACCUUCCCAUCGGACUCGACAACCGCCUAACCUCCUCCACCUAUAUUGUUAAGCAAAGCAAUUUUCGAAGGGGUAUAUAUGGAAAGAUUGAGUGUUCUUGCUUGGUGAGCUGACUGGAGGGUUAUUUAGUUUCUUUGACAGUAAUGUGUGAUCUCUUAACAUCAGUUCAUUUGGUUUUCUUCUAGGUUGACUUUUGAGUUUAUUAAAGAUAAACAGUGUUCUGGGCUCCCGUCCUUCUAAAGGCUCAACCAUCACUGUCUCUCCAAACCUUCCCAUCGGACUCGACAACUGCCUAUCCUCCUCCACCUAUAAUGUUACACAAAAGAAUUUUUGGAGGGAUAUAUAUAUGUAAAGGUUGAGUGUUCUUGCUUGGAGAGCUGACUGAUGGGUUAUUUAGUUUCUUUGAUAGUAAUGUAUGAUCUAUUAACAGCUGUUAAUUUGUUUGAUCUUCUAGGUUGACUUUUUAGCUGAUUAAAGAUAAAUAACUAUACUUUUUGUUGCUCUUGUUAUGAUACUCCUUUUCAGUAUCAUCAUUUUUCUGAUUUGAAAUAUUUUGGUGGUUAGUUUCCAGUAAACAAAGACUAUUCUGAUUAGUGUUAACAUAGGGAAUAGCUUCAAUCAUACCACUUUUACACAAAAUUUUUAUGUAAGAGCUGAGAUCAUUGCCGAAUUGAACUAUUCAAACUAUAAUGUUGAUCUUCAACAUAUAAAACAUAGUUUAUUUUGAGUGAAACAACCUCAUGAUUGCAGAUAAGUUUUUACAAUAUGAUGUUUUGUGAUAGUGUUUACUUGCUUCCAGAUUUAAAAGUGGGGUUCUAAUUACUACAAUCUACACAUAAUAUAAUAGCAAGAAGGACAAAACCAUUCCCUCAUUUCAAAUUUCCUGCUCCAUGAGCGUUUGUAGGAAGAGUAUAAUAGGGAGUGUCAAUUUUUUUCUCUUUCCUCUGUGGAACGAGCCAACUUACCGUACACGUGCGGACUUGAACUGGCCCAGGGAUUGUUGCAGCCCACAAAAACAGAACAGGUUCCAGCCACGGUCGCAUCUGUUUCAUCCUCCAUAGCGAUCACCAUAACCGAGUCUUGGAUUGUUCCGAUGAUGGAUCUAGACUUCACCAACGCCGAGAAUAAAUGAGAUAAUUGGAGAAAGAGAGCUUCAUAAUUGUUUACAAAAUAAUUACCACAAUCCUUCUUCCGUGUGCUAAUCGCCUAAUCCCUUCCCUAUGAAAUGAAAUCCAAGCAUACUAAAAAGAUCCAGUCAUGCUCAUGAAGAAGGAUGAUAAAUUGCAUGCAAGUAAAAUUUAAAGAUUGAGUCAUUUAAUCAAAUCAUAAUCAACCACCCCUUUUUCCAUCAUUUGUAAGCUCUAACAGUUAAGUGACAAAGAAAUCCACAAUAUCGCUUCACUGUAACAAUACAAUAAAUUGAAGAUUGGUGGCUUUCUCUUCUUCUUCUUCUUUAAACUAGCGUCGAAGAUAUACAAAGAGGGGGUUUAAACAAGUGAUAAGAGAAUGGAAGAUUAAGAAAUAAAAAUAAAGACC
Linum trigynum is the source of this 4730-nucleotide messenger RNA. NCBI's taxonomy places the organism in Eukaryota, Viridiplantae, Streptophyta, Magnoliopsida, Malpighiales, Linaceae. The record is from the annotation of a GenBank genome assembly.